AUGUACUCUGUAGAACGCUAUGACUAUUCUUUAGAAGCUGCCUGACCAAAAAUUUGCCACGCUCCAUUUCAGAUGGCUGAUCAAGUACUUGUGGUUGGUAGUGGUGGCAGAGAACAUGCUCUCGCUUGGAAACUGGCUCAGUCACCUUGUGUGAAGCAGGUAUUGGUUGCUCCAGGAAAUGCCGGAACAGCUAAUAGUGGGAAAAUCUCUAAUUCAGCUAUCUCUAUCAAUGAUCAUGCUGCCCUUGCAAAGUAUUGCAAAGACCAGAAGAUUGGACUAGUAGUGGUUGGUCCUGAAGUUCCUCUCGCUAAAGGAAUUGUUGAUGAUUUGACAGCUGCUGGUGUGAGAUGCUUUGGUCCUACAGCAAAGGCAGCUCAACUAGAAUCCAGCAAGAGCUUUUCCAAAGCUUUUCUGGAUAGGAACGGUAUCCCAACGGCAAGAUGGAAAGCUUUCACUAGGGCAGAAGAAGCUUGUUCCUUUAUUACUAGCGCAGACUUCAGUGCCCUUGUGGUAAAGGCUAGUGGUCUGGCUGCUGGAAAAGGUGUGAUUGUAGCUCCCAAUAAAGAAGAAGCUUGCAAAGCUGUUCAUGAAAUAAUGCAGGAUAAAACUUUUGGAGCUGCUGGAGAAACUGUUGUUGUUGAAGAACUUCUUGAAGGAGAAGAGGUUUCAUGCUUGUGCUUCACAGAUGGUGUCACUAUUGCUCCCAUGCCACCUGCCCAGGAUCACAAACGGUUAAUGGAUGGGGAUCAUGGUCCAAACACUGGUGGCAUGGGAGCUUACUCUCCAGCACCUCAGCUGUCCAAGGACCUGCUUCUGAAAAUCAGAAAUUCUAUUCUUCAGAAAACAAUUGAUGGCAUGAGAAGAGAAGGUGUUCCUUAUGUUGGUGUGCUCUACGCUGGAUUGAUGUUAACCAAGGAUGGACCUAAAGUUUUAGAGUUCAACUGUAGAUUUGGUGACCCUGAAUGUCAGGUAAUUCUCCCACUACUCAAGAGUGAUCUUUAUGAGACUGUUCAAGCAAUCAUUGACAGAAAGUUAUCUAGUCACAUGCCUAUUUGGCAUGAAGACUGUGCAGCUGUAACGGUGGUCAUGGCUAGUGAAGGCUACCCAGGAAGCUAUGCCAAGGGUCUGGAAAUAACAGGACUUUCUCAGGCUAAAGAGCUAGGCUUGGAGGUAUUCCAUGCAGGGACAACCAUAAAAGGUGGCAAAGUGGUGACCAGUGGAGGCAGAGUCCUCACUGUGACAGCAAUCAGAAAAGACCUUGUAUCUGCAUUGGAAGAAGCCAACAAAGGAGCAGGAGUCAUUCAGUUCAGUGGGGCCAUUUAUAGAAAGGAUAUUGGCUAUCGCGCUAUAGCUUUCCUUAAGCAAUCCAGGGGCUUGACUUAUAAAGACAGUGGUGUGGACAUUGCAGCUGGUAACACCUUGGUUCAGAAAAUUAAGCCUUUAGCAGCCGCCACGUCCAGACCAGGCUGCAAUGCUGACCUUGGAGGGUUUGCUGGCCUCUUUGACUUGAAAGAAGCUGGGUACAAAGAUCCAAUUUUGGUAUCUGGAACUGAUGGUGUUGGAACGAAGCUCAAGAUUGCCCAACUGUGCAACAAGCACAACACAAUUGGCCAGGACUUGGUUGCCAUGUGUGUCAACGAUAUCUUAGCACAGGGAGCUGAGCCCCUUUUCUUCCUUGAUUACUUUGCCUGUGGGAAACUAGACGUUGAGGUAGCCCAGGCAGUCAUAGCUGGAAUCUCCAAAGCCUGCACACUGGCAGGAUGUGCCCUUCUCGGUGGAGAAACUGCUGAAAUGCCUGGCAUGUACCCUCCUGGAGAAUAUGACCUGGGUGGCUUUGCAGUUGGUGCCGUAGAGCGGGGACAGAUGCUUCCUCAACUAGACAGAGUUGCUGACGGGGAUGCUGUUAUUGGAAUUGCUUCCUCUGGCAUUCACAGCAAUGGGUUUAGCCUUGUGAGGAAGAUUGUUGAAAAUUCCCCUUUCAGUUUUUCUUCUCCUUCAGUGGAUGGCUCUGGGGAUCAGACAUUAGGAGAACAACUGCUUACCCCUACUAAAAUCUACAGCAAGGUUCUGUUGCCAGUCCUUCAAUCAGGAUAUGUGAAGGCCUAUGCCCAUAUCACUGGAGGAGGGUUGCUGGAAAACAUUCCACGCGUCCUCCCAGAAUCAUUUGGAGUAGCUUUAGAUGCCUUUAGUUGGAAGAUACCUAAAAUCUUUUCCUGGCUCCAAAAAGAAGGAAAUUUAUCAGAAGAGGAAAUGGCUCGAACAUUUAAUUGCGGAAUUGGAGCCAUCCUGGUUGUACAGAAAGAGUUUGCUGGACAGAUUUUGAAGGACAUCCAGAAGCAUGAAGAUGCAUGGUUGAUUGGGAAAGUUGUACCCCAUCGAUCAGGGUCUCCCCGUGUUGAAGUCAAUAACUUGCUUCAAGCCUUACAUGCAAAUAAGUUACAGAUGCUGCACCGUCAACUAAGCAAAAGAAGGGUGGCUGUCCUCAUCUCUGGAACAGGUACAAAUCUGGAAGCUCUAAUAACCAGCGCUAAGAAGCCAAGCAGCUAUGCACAAAUAGUUCUUGUCAUUUCUAACAAGGCUGGUGUAGAGGGACUGAAGAAAGCUGAAAGAGCUGGCAUUCCUACCAAAGUAAUUGACCACAAGCUAUACAGCAGUCGUACAGAGUUUGACAGCGCAGUUGACAAAGUCCUUGAAGAAUUCUCGGCUGAACUUAUAUGUCUUGCGGGUUUUAUGCGAAUCUUAUCUGGUCCUUUUGUCAGGAAGUGGGCUGGAAAAAUAUUGAAUAUUCACCCAUCUUUGCUGCCUUCAUUUAAAGGCGCCAAUGCCCACAGGCUGGUAUUGGAGGCUGGAGUUCGAGUCACUGGUUGCACUGUGCACUUCGUUGCUGAAGAAGUUGAUGCUGGAGCAAUCAUCUUUCAAGAGGCAGUUCCGGUGAAGAUUGGAGAUUCAGAGAAGACCCUGUCAGAAAGAGUUAAGGAAGCAGAGCACAGAGCCUUCCCUGCUGCUAUGCAGCUAGUGGCAAGUGGAGCAAUACAGUUAGGAGGAGAUGGGAAAAUAAUCUGGUCCUUGGAAAAACAAAACUAACCCACUGCAGGAUUUAAGGUGUUAAGAAGCAAGAGGGUGAGGAGGGGUUGUUUAAUUUUUUUUAGCUUAUGACAAAAUUUUAUAAUUUUGACCAAGCCAAGAUGAGAAUGCUGACAGAACCAGACUGAGAAGGAAAUGUAUUUUGUACCAUCCAUAGGUCAGGCUCUGGCUUCUUAAGACAGAACUGUACUGGUGCAUCUCCAUACAGGGAUCUAUUUCUGAAAAGUGUACAAGUUCCUCCACGCUGUUCUGAUGGUUUGUGCAUAAAAUGCCUUUCUAAAUGGUAGGGGAAAACCUCUUUACUCAAAUACUAGAGCACAGAUUACAUGGUGUGUGGCAUCAUGGUUCUGCUUCUAGUGGUUAGCCAUGUGUUCUUAAAUCAGGCCUCAUAACCACUGUUUUGACAGAUUGAGUGCAUCAUUUGUAAAUUACCUCCAGAUUUAAGCUAUUUGUGAUCAUGUAGUAUUAACAAAUUAACACUCACCAUGUUAUUUUCCUACUAAAUGCCAAAUCAGUGCAAAAUCAACCCCAUUUGUUUUCUUGGCCAUAGUGGUGUUGUAAAAUCUUCUUGUAAUUGUUAAUUCCUUGUGAAAGAAUUUUUAAAAACCCACUGCAAUUUUAUAAAAAACUAUAGUGCUUUAGUUAGUAACUCUUCGAAGGAUUGCACUUCUAGUCCCUCCCCCAUUUCCAAAUAUGUGAUAUUAAAUGCUGUGACACAUUUGAAUGAAUACUUCAGUUAUUGAUCACUUUGGGAAAGCAUAUAAACAUUUUCUUGGUGUUGAUUUUAUCACGGCUAGUAAGCAACUUGGAACUCUCAGAAACUUGUCUAAUUCCUGCUUGAAAGCAAAAAAGAAUUUGAUAUCACAUAUUCCUUGUGUUAUUCAUGAAGCAUUUCCCAGUCUGGUGAAAGGAACUAAUGGAUAUGUAAGCUGCACAGAACUUUUUGCUAUUGCUGUCAAGCUCCAAUCGAAGCUGGACACCAACCACACAUACAUUUCUGUUCCAUGUUUACAUCUAAAUGUUCUAUGAUUUCAUGUCUCUUCUAAUAAAACAUUUCAUCCAUA
Sphaerodactylus townsendi is the source of this 4148-nucleotide messenger RNA. RefSeq names its product trifunctional purine biosynthetic protein adenosine-3-like. Gene Ontology annotation, molecular function: metal ion binding; phosphoribosylformylglycinamidine cyclo-ligase activity; ATP binding. The transcript has 23 exons. NCBI's taxonomy places the organism in Eukaryota, Metazoa, Chordata, Lepidosauria, Squamata, Sphaerodactylidae. The coding region runs from base 73 to 3084 and encodes 1003 amino acids. The record is from RefSeq and is a predicted model, not a curated record. Gene Ontology annotation, biological process: adenine biosynthetic process; 'de novo' IMP biosynthetic process. Gene Ontology annotation, cellular component: cytosol.